AUGAUGAAGGCUACUGCGGUGUUGUGGACGGUUUGUGCUGGGGAGCACUACCUUGGAAAUACGAGUGAAGCAAGUUGGAGGAAGGCAUUCAGUUUAAGCACGAGACAAGAGGAGAAGAAUAUUAAAGCACCCACAGAGAGCAACAGUGCACACGGUACAGCACGGACACGCUCCGCUACUACUACAUCCAAACUGGCGGUCCCAGUAUUUUGGAGAGGGAAGCAAGGGUUCUAUACAAGCGGUAUGCUCUUGACGAGGGGAGAAGACCUUCGAGAAUCUUUCCUUGGAAGAGAAGGAAAAUAUAGUGCAGUUGUAUAA
Molecule: messenger RNA, 318 nt
Organism: Peronospora farinosa
Lineage: Eukaryota; Oomycota; Peronosporomycetes; Peronosporales; Peronosporaceae
Source: the annotation of a GenBank genome assembly